Molecule: messenger RNA, 1815 nt
Organism: Lagopus muta (rock ptarmigan)
Lineage: Eukaryota; Metazoa; Chordata; Aves; Galliformes; Phasianidae
Gene: VTCN1
Product: V-set domain containing T cell activation inhibitor 1
Exons: 3
Coding region: 51-932 (293 amino acids)
Source: RefSeq, a predicted model, not a curated record
GGGAAGAACCUGGGGCUCCUCUCCUUCCACCACAUGAUCCACUACCUUUGAUGAAGAACAAUCACAGCAACUCUUGUCGCUACCACAGUCCUGCACCUCACCAGAACACCUCACUUCAAGUCUGUCACUUUCCUGCCUCAGCCUCUUUCCUACCAGCAGCUCUGCAGACAUACGCCAGGUGUAAGGGAGGUAGGUUGCAUGGUAACGGUGUUCUUUUUUCCCUGAAUAGCAUGACUACAGUCAUUAUCAUCCUAGCUGCCGUGAUUGCCUUGAUCAUCGGGUUUGGUAUCUCAGGGAAGCACUCCAUCAACGUUACCGCCUUGACGUCACCUGGGAACAUUGGCCAGAGUGGCCUCCUGGGCUGCACCUUUGAGCCUGACAUCUGGAUGGGCAGCAUAGUGAUUCGGUGGGCAAAAGUUGGAGUGGCCGGAUUGGUUCAUGAGUUCAGAGGAGGGAAGGACCACCUGCAAGAACAAGACGUGGUGUUUCAAGGCCGCACGGCCAUUUUUGCAGACCAGGUGAUGGGUGGAAAUGCUUCCCUGGAGCUGAGAGAGGUGCAGCUGUCCGAUGCUGGUACCUACAGGUGCUCCGUCACCACAUCCCGAGGGAGUGGAGCGGCAGUGCUGCGGUACCAGACGGGAGCCUUCAGCACCCCCAGGGUCCACAUGCAGACCAGUAGCAGCGGGGACACAUUGGACUGCAAAGCGCCGCGCUGGUUCCCUCAGCCCACUGUGCGCUGGACGGCAUACAGCAACGCUGGGAAGUGCCUGCCUCAUGCUGCCAACACCAGCUAUGAGCUGAACUCUGAGAACAUCACUGUGAAAGUGGUUUCCUUUCUGCGCAACAUUACAGCCAACGCCACGUACACCUGUGUGAUUGAAAACAGCAUUGCCAAGGCUACAGGGAACAUCAAAGUGACAGGUAGAGAUUAACAGCACCCAGAGACCACGGGCAGUUCAGUCAGUGUGUGGUGUGUGAUGGGGGAUCCUGCAGCACUGCCUGCUCUGUACUGAUGAGCAGUUUUGGGAAAGGAGGAGAAGGCAGGGACCACUGCUUGCUUUCCUCUGCUGGAUUCAAAAUAGCAGAGCAUUAUUUAGCAUAUUUGGUAGACGAGGUCCCGUGUGUGCUCAGCACAGAGCAGAGGAGCUGAGCACACACUGAAAACACUGAAACCUCAAACCAAACCCUCCAACUUUUGACUUUCUUUAGCCACUUCAGCUUAGAUAACUGCAUUUGUAACAAACCAGCUGACCUUUAGCUGUUCCUGGUAUCAGUGUCUCUGACUCCAGCCCUUUAUUUAGAAGUACUUAUUCACAGCAUAGCAAACUUUCAAACAAACCUCAGCUGGAAUUUGUGGUGUUCUAUCCUUUUCUCUCAUAUCUGAAGCACUAAUAGUAACACAAUCUGUGGUUUGGCAACAGAAUUACAGCCUUCAAACUAGUUUGGGAAUGUGUACACAACGCUAGUAUCACCAUAACACCAGGUUUUCCUUUUUCCUGGUGCUAGACUCAUUCAUUAGUUCAGUUCCUACAAAAUGAAUAAAUAAACAAAUACAUAAAUUAUACAUAUCAGUGCUUCUCUAGAAACAGAGUUAGGCUUCACAAUCCUAUCCAAUUAAGUUAACGACCAACUACUGCCACCUCCGUGUGUACAUAAAAAGAAGGGUCUUAAUAUAUUAGGAAUAGCUGUGUUUUUAAAGCAGUGCUUGUACAGAACAGAAUCUGAUCAGUAAGCUGCAUGCAAUACUUGAGAGCCUAAAGCAUAGUUUGAAAGGAAAUGUAGCAGGAUUUAAGAAUGUUCAGUUGUCAUCCAUAC